AUGAGACCAGGUCUGUUGGGAACACAUACUGCUUUCAUGGAGCAUUUUGCCGUCCCAAUCACUCAAGGUGGUUAUGCAAAUGCUACAGAUAUACAGGAGGCCACUGCUUUAGAAAUAGCAAAGGCCCUUAAAGCAAUAAUAACUCCAUAUAUGCUGAGGAGAACUAAAGCUGAAGUUCAAGAUUUCAUUCACUUGCCAGAGAAGAAUGAACAAGUCCUGUUUUGUGCACUUAGUCAGGAGCAGAAAGAUUUGUACAUGGGCUAUCUUAUGAGUGCAACAGUCCGUGGCAUUUUGGAUAAAGAAAGUAGGUUUGGAGAACCCCUGCGAGCAAGAAUUUUGGUUGCUCUGUCUACUUUGAGGAAAAUUUGUAACCAUCCAGAUAUUUACUUGUAUGAAGCAUUUGAUGAGACAGAAGAAAUUGAUCACCAGUCUUUUGGUCAUUGGAAAAGGUCUGGAAAGAUGUCUGUUGUUCAUUCAUUGCUUAAAAUAUGGCAAAAACAAGGACACAGAACACUUAUUUUUACCCAAUCAAGAGCAAUGUUGUGCAUUCUGGAACAGCAUUUACAGAAUUUUGAUUUUAAAUAUUUAAGAAUGGAUGGUAGUGUCAGUGUUGGUCAGAGACAAAGUUUAAUUAAAACUUUCAAUGAAAAUCCUGAAUAUUUAGUUUUUCUUGCUACAACAAGGGUUGGUGGUCUAGGUGUGAAUUUGACUGGUGCUGACAGAGUUAUAAUAUAUGAUCCAGAUUGGAAUCCAGCAACUGAUAAUCAAGCCAAAGAGAGAGCAUGGAGAAUAGGACAGCAAAGAGAUGUCACUGUGUACAGACUUUUAACAGCUGGUACUAUUGAGGAAAAAAUUUAUCAAAGACAAAUAUUUAAAAACUUUUUAAGCAAUAGAAUACUUGUGGAUCCCAAUCAAAAAAAUGUUCUCACAACCAGUACUUUACAGGGUCUUUUUACUUUAGAAGAACUCAAUUGUGAAGGAGACACAGAAACAGCAUCUCUUUUCAAACACACAAAAGUAAAUAUUAAUGAAAAAAAGAAGUCAAAAGUAAAAAAUGGUAACUCAUUCUCUAAAAAUAAGUUAGCAGCUAUGAGAAAGUUAGCAAAAGAAAUUAGUAAGAAAAUAUCAAAAUCAUGUGAAACUAAGAUAUCUAACCCAGAAGAUCCUAGAGAAGCUUAUAAGAAAAAAAGGGAUAUUCUUUUAAAUCCACCUGAAGUUGAAGAAUCAGAAACAAAAAAUACUCUAGAUGAUAAGGAAGUUAAUGUUCCCUUUGAAAAUGUCCUUUCUGAAUUAGACAUUGUAAACCAACAUGUUAAAAAAGAUUAUGAAGAAAAUUUAAUUAAUGAAGUGUUAAACAGUGAAAAGAUCGAGUCUGCAUCAGUACCUAAUAAUGACACUAUAGACACUGAAUUAGUUAAAGACAAAACUGUUCCUGAAGUUGGAGAUAAUGGAACUAUCACUGCCAAUACAUCACGAAAGAGAAAACAUUCCGAAGGCGAAACAGAAAUAGAAAAUCUGAUAGCUAUUAAGAAAGUAAAGCAUAAAAAGAGCAAAAAAGAAUCAGAAAUGAAAAUGAAUGAUGAUGAUUAUGUUUUAACAAAAUUAUUUGCUAAGGCUGGGGUUAAAAAUGCAUUACAACAUGAUGUUGUUGUGGGAUUGGCGGAAAAAGAAAAACGGCUUAGAAUGAAAGAAGAAGCUGUUUUGAAAGCUAAAAAAGCAGUAAAGGCGUUGAAAUUUUCGUCAUAA
Molecule: messenger RNA, 1746 nt
Organism: Colias croceus (clouded yellow)
Lineage: Eukaryota; Metazoa; Arthropoda; Insecta; Lepidoptera; Pieridae
Product: DNA excision repair protein ERCC-6-like
Exons: 1
Coding region: 1-1746 (581 amino acids)
Biological process (GO): transcription-coupled nucleotide-excision repair
Cellular component (GO): nucleus
Molecular function (GO): ATP-dependent chromatin remodeler activity; ATP binding
Source: RefSeq, a predicted model, not a curated record